CACUCACCAGCAGCGGCCCCCUAACCCACACACCGGGAAGCUCACUGCCUCCGGAGAGCAGUUCCGGGCGGGGCGUGGGCUCCACUCCUCCAGUGUGGUGUGGGCGCGGGCAGCGGCGCUCCCAGGCGCACUGGGGUGCCCCGCGCCUCCCUGGCUGUGCUGCUCCAGGUGCCCUGAAGGCGGAGGUCCCUUGGCUAGGAUUGAGGUUGGGGGUGGAGGUCCCCCGUUCCCCAGAACCUUGUUAGUCCUCCUCCUCAGGCUGGCUCCUCCUCCAGGCGCGGGGCUCGUGCUCGCCGCUGCCUGCGCGCAUCACGCCUCCGAGCCCCCACCCCCGGCUCCUGCCAUCGCUACUCCCUCCUCCUCUUCCUCCUCCUCCUCCUCCUCCGCCCAUCACCGCCACUACGGACGCCUUCGCCGCCUACUCCUCGCGCGGCCACGGUUCCUUUUGCUCUGUUCCAGCUUCCACCAGCCCAUCUCUUCUCUGCCUGCUCUUUAGGUUGCUGCAGUCGUUCUCCUUCUCUCUCUCCCUCUCUCUUUCUCUUUCUCUCUCUUCCUCUCAAGUUUUCUGUCUUCUCAGAAUCAGAACCGCUGGAGGAAAACAUCUGCUUCUGCUUGCUGUUCAGCUUCGCAAACAAGGAAGAUGAAGACGAUUUUGAGCACCUGCAAAGUGAGGUCUCUGCUGCUCGUUUUCCUGAUGUGGGACCCAGCCAGGUUGGUACUGGCUAACAUCCAAGAAGAUGAGGCUAAAAAUAACAUCACCAUCUUUACAAGAAUUCUAGACAGACUUCUGGAUGGUUAUGAUAAUCGGCUUAGACCAGGACUGGGAGACAGCAUUACCGAAGUCUUCACUAACAUCUAUGUGACCAGUUUUGGCCCUGUCUCAGAUACAGAUAUGGAAUACACGAUAGAUGUUUUCUUUCGACAAAAAUGGAAAGAUGAGCGUUUAAAAUUUAAAGGUCCUAUGAAUAUCCUCCGACUUAACAAUUUGAUGGCUAGCAAAAUCUGGACUCCAGACACCUUCUUCCACAAUGGAAAAAAGUCAGUGGCUCAUAAUAUGACCAUGCCAAACAAGCUCCUUCGAAUCCAGGAUGAUGGAACCCUGCUGUACACCAUGAGGCUUACAGUUCAAGCUGAAUGUCCAAUGCACUUGGAGGAUUUUCCAAUGGAUGCUCACUCAUGCCCACUGAAAUUUGGAAGCUAUGCUUACACAACCUCGGAAGUCACUUAUAUUUGGACUUAUAAUGCUUCUGACUCAGUUCAGGUUGCUCCUGAUGGCUCUAGAUUAAACCAAUAUGAUUUGCUGGGCCAGUCAAUUGGGAAGGAGACAAUUAAAUCCAGCACAGGUGAAUAUACUGUAAUGACAGCUCAUUUCCACUUGAAAAGAAAAAUUGGGUAUUUUGUGAUUCAGACCUAUCUGCCUUGCAUCAUGACUGUCAUUCUCUCUCAAGUGUCAUUCUGGCUUAACAGAGAAUCUGUGCCUGCAAGAACAGUGUUCGGGGUGACAACUGUUCUAACAAUGACAACACUAAGCAUCAGUGCUCGAAAUUCUCUCCCCAAAGUGGCUUAUGCCACUGCCAUGGACUGGUUUAUUGCUGUUUGCUAUGCAUUCGUAUUCUCUGCCCUAAUUGAAUUUGCAACAGUCAAUUACUUCACCAAAAGAGGAUGGGCUUGGGAUGGGAAGAGCGUAGUAAAUGACAAGAAAAAAGAGAAAGGCUCCGUCAUGAUACAGAACAAUGCCUAUGCGGUAGCUGUUGCCAACUAUGCCCCAAAUCUUUCCAAAGAUCCUGUUCUCUCCACUAUUUCAAAAAGUGCAACGACACCAGAACCCAACAAGAAGCCAGAAAACAAGCCGGCUGAAGCCAAGAAAACCUUCAACAGUGUCAGCAAAAUUGACAGAAUGUCUAGAAUAGUUUUUCCAGUUCUGUUUGGUACAUUCAAUUUAGUUUAUUGGGCUACCUAUUUAAACAGGGAGCCUGUAUUAGGGGUCAGUCCAUGAGUCUAGACAUUGCUUACCAUUGGGCUAUAUAGAAACAACCCACUUGUUUUUGUUGUUGUUGUUUUGUUUUUUGGGUUUUUUUCCCCUGCUCUGUACAGUCUGACUAAUAACUGCUAAUUUAUGACCCAAUAUGUACAGUAUGUAUAUAGUCAUAGAGCUUACCUUACCUCUAAAGGACACCUGCACUUGCUAACUCAUGAAAAUACAGUCAGAAAACAUCCCGUGCCAAAUGAACCAUUGCCUUUUAAAAAAGAUUUACCGUAGGACCUAGUUUAAAGUGGAUUUCAGAUGACACGAUUUCCUAAUGUUCUUAUUAUGAUGAAAGUUGGAAUAAUAUGUUGCCCUUUCGGGAAACUUUGAUUUAGAUAUUACCUAGAAAAACAUUUCUACUGUUACCUAACUAUGAUUGGAGAUUAAUAUUGUCACUCAAAUAUGAGAAAAGGUGAACCACUUGUCUACUCCCUUCAGGACUAUUCAGAACCCCUGCUGAUGUAAUUGAAAGCUUGACACAAAUAAAGGGAAAGCUAGAGGUGUGAGAACAGCUUUUAAUUACUAUGUAGAAUACCUAUAGCAAUGUACAUAUUACAAGCAUGACAAGCUCAAAUAACUAUGAGUCACCAGGACAGGAUGUUAAUUAUGCUUAAAUUUAAUAAAUAUUGGAAUGUCAUGGUCAUUGUAUUUUUAGCUUCAGAGUUUAUUUGAAAGUAGUAACUUAACCUUACAGCUCACUUGAAUCAUUGGAAACUACCUAACAUUCAAAAAAAAAAAAAAAAAGAUACAUGGAGUUAGUCUUUCCAGGUAUGUGUUGUCAGCUGAAUUUUUCUGGUGCUGGAGAAUGGAAGAAAGCAACCAUCUUGGCUGCAAUGGAGCAAAGUUCAUUCAUAACAGAUUAGAAAGCUGUGCCAAAAACUCCAAGCGAUGAGAAUUCAUAGGUGUCCCAGGUACUGAUGAGCACUUAUAUGAUUCUCUUCUUUCCUGUUUACUGUAAAUUCUGCCUUAAGGCUUCUUCUCAUCAAGACUGAGAAGCCACUAAUUAUAAAGGAAAGGGCAGUUAGUUGGCACAUUUUUCUGUUCAGAAAGCAGCUCUUUCAGAUAAGAAUUGAUGUAAAUCUGCUUUUGUAAAUUGCAACUUUAAAUUUCAUUGACUCGAAUUUACAGCAGCUUUGUAUACCAGAAGUGGUUUUGGUAAGAGUUGAACAUUUUUAAACCACAACUUUAAGACAUCACAUCAUCAACAGAUUGUGGAUCAUGUCACACACACACACACACACACACACACACAUACACUUAAUACCCCCCCUACACACACAGCAUACAUACACUGACACACACACCACAUACACACACACACCACACACACCACGUAGCUAAAUUAGAAAACAAGAUUUUCAAUUUUAUAAAAUUACUGAUGGUUAGUGGGUAAAAUUAAUUUUCUUUUAAUAUUUAAAGUUACUAUUUAUGCCCCUGAAAGAUGCUGAAGUUAACUGUGUUGUGUUGAUACUAAAUUCACCUUUGACUGACAUGUACAUUAGCAGUUAUUAGUUGACUUUUAAAAUUAAACGCAAAUUCACAAUGAUGUUUUGGUAGAAACCUAAGUAGUCAAAUAGUGGCAUUCCUUUCAAUUUUGUACAGUAUUUGAGUAUAGUGCAAAACAGGUCCGCUCACAAAAUCAAUAAAGGGGCAUAUUCUGGAAAUAAGCAAACUCUCAAAAAAACCUAGUAGUGUUUCUUUGCCUCAUUCGAUUUUUUAAUUUUCUUUUCUAGUGUGAUUCUACUAUGUGCUUUGCAUGACUGUAUUAAUACCAGGGUCAUAGCUGCAUCUUACCAGCAGAAUUCACCACGAAGACAACCUUGACAUUACAACUUUCCUCAUGGAGAGUAAUCCAUAAACCUUAAUAAAAUUAUUUCGUGAGAAAAUAAAUGUUAUUUUGUUAAUUCCCUUCCAGUAACUACUUCCUUACCAUCUAGAUAAUUUUUAAACCUGAAUACCAUCCAUCCAACAAAAGUAAAAGAUACUCUGGUUUCUUAAAUGCUUGCGUAGAGCAAAGGCUCUUGUAUCCACAAGCUGAGGGAGAUGUGAGGCAGGGCAGGAGGGAAUGUGGUAUUUGGUAAGAUGCUUUCCGUGGUGUAUGUGGCCAGAGUUUUCAGAACAGUUUCUGGCUAAAGAGAGCUCAGAGCUUGACAGCAUGUAUUUUUUCUGCAAAGGACUUGAUUUCAAUUCCCAGCACCCACAGUGCCUCAAAAGUGCCUGUGACUAGGCUCCAGGAGAUCUGACACUCUCUUCAGGAUUCCAUGGGCACCAUACAUAUGUGCAUAUACCCCAGCAUCCUACAUAAAGAUAACAGUAAAAUAUGUCUUUAAAGUGAAUAGCUUAUACUUCCACCCCACUCUUUUACUGUCUUAUUAUUCAUCACGUCAUUAUAAAUAUGUACAUAUGUAAAAACAGUUUUAAAUAAUUUUCCACAGGUCAACAGGAAAGGUCCAUUUAUAUCUUCAACGAAGUGCUGUGAUUAUGUUGAUGACAUUACUUUUGUUAGUUAUUUUUGUUUUGUUUCAUGGCAGAAAAAGUAGAAAACUUAUCAUGAUUGUUAUUCUUUGAACUAAUAGAGUUGAAAUUUUUCAUUUCAGUCAUGAAAAACAUAUUUGAUUCUAAUGACGUUCAGAAAGGUUAAAUCUUCCAAUCAUGUGUUUCAGAAUUUUCUAUUGGGGCUCUGAUUUUGGUGUAUUUUUAUGUAUUCGUAUUCUUUAAAAAUUAAAAUAUGUAAGAAGAAGCUUUUACUCUUCUUGUAGAAAUGUUGAGUA
This is a messenger RNA of Psammomys obesus (fat sand rat), 4797 nucleotides long. RefSeq names its product gamma-aminobutyric acid type A receptor subunit alpha2 (gene Gabra2). The record is from RefSeq and is a predicted model, not a curated record. Gene Ontology annotation, molecular function: GABA-A receptor activity; GABA-gated chloride ion channel activity; inhibitory extracellular ligand-gated monoatomic ion channel activity. Gene Ontology annotation, cellular component: dendrite membrane; postsynapse; GABA-A receptor complex. The transcript has 10 exons. Bases 641 to 1996 code for a protein of 451 amino acids. Gene Ontology annotation, biological process: signal transduction; nervous system process; chloride transport. Lineage: Eukaryota; Metazoa; Chordata; Mammalia; Rodentia; Muridae.